AUGGCCUAUAAAUUCACAGUUCGCGUCUACCAAACCAACACUAACGCCUACUUCACACCCAUCGAGACUUCGGUGCACGACGCGGGGUACUGGUCCAACACUGACGGCCAAUACACCCUUAUGACGGGCUUCGACACAUCCGGCGCCAUACGCCUCCACUCCGGAGGCGAAAACGUGGUGGUGUUUCUAGGGAAUCACGAUAAGAAAGUCUGGUGCGAUAUCGACACCGACAUCGAAGGGAAUACUGCUGCGAAGUUGAAUGCGGAGUACUAUGAUGGGAAGGCAAGGGAGAGAGAUAGGAAGAAGUAUGCGAAGAGUGCGACCGUUGUCAACAAGAAAACUAGGAGGUUUAGUUUGGAACUUGAGGGCGACCGGAAUCAAUUCGUAGCCAAUAUCAUUAUCCAGUGA
Pleurotus ostreatus (oyster mushroom) is the source of this 408-nucleotide messenger RNA. RefSeq lists its product as uncharacterized. The record is from RefSeq and is a predicted model, not a curated record. The transcript has a single exon. NCBI's taxonomy places the organism in Eukaryota, Fungi, Basidiomycota, Agaricomycetes, Agaricales, Pleurotaceae. Bases 1 to 408 code for a protein of 135 amino acids.